AUGGCUGCCUUGGGCCGGAACACACGUUGGCAGACGUCAGACCUGUGCAUGUGCAUCUCUUCCAUUAUCAACUUCUGUCAGAGUGUUCUCCGGCUGGCAUGCCAGCGGGUUUUUGGGCAACCCAUCGCUGACACUGUCACAAUGCCCAUGCCCAAGCGGAAGAUCGAAGAGAUCUCGAAUACCUCCGAGACAGGCCAGGUGAUCAGCUCAGGCCAAGUUGAAGGCCCCUAUUUGGCGGAGCUGAGUGAUGAGGUGCUCUUGCAGAUCAUGAGCUUACUCCCUGGCUGGAUGGCAUGGCGACUGGAAGCCACUGGUUUGGCAGCGUGGCGAGCAAGUGACAGCUGGUGGCAAAGCAGGUGCCACCUGGAGUUCUCAUCGGAAACUGCGCUGGGCAGCUGGCGGCAAACCUAUAGACGCCUAUUGGGUGUCAAGAUAGCCAGGACAGGUGUUUGGUGCUACACCAGCCGUCAGCAUGGGCUGAACGACCGAGUGGCAGCCCCGCAGCUCUUUGUUGGGCCCAGUGGUCAGAAGCUCUUUUGCUAUGGUGGCUGGAGUGAUGGAGGACCUCAAACCGACCUCCACUGGGUCACCGUUGACGCCGUUCGAGAUGCUGCCAAGAAGUUGUCACGAGAGGUUGACCAGUGGCGAUUCCAACCGGCUGAGGCUUUUGGUGCCCCAGCCAGGGCUGGCGGCGUGCAGACUCUUACACCUCUAUGGUUCGGAAAAGACGGGCCAACUGAGGCCCACAUUGCUACCACAGCUGAGAAGCUGCAGCGAGGCCAACACAGGGCUACGGAUAUUGAAGUUGGUGCUGCACUGGUCAUGGCCUUUGGUGGUGGUGGUGGUGGCUAUCGACAUGAGCACAACAGUUGGGCAAUCGGUGUGUUGCAAGAAGGCAAAGGCAGUAAUUCUUCCAAGAUCUUGUGGGGCCGGCCUGAGCAAGGUUCCUUGGAUCAGGAGUCAAUCCUAGAUCCAUGGCAGCCAACAGCACGUUGCGCACACUCAGCGACCUACAUCCAUUCAAGGUUUGCAGGCAUGGAUGAGGGCUGCGUGAUGAUUUUUGGUGGUCACACCUCCCAUUGCACAUCGAGCCUGGCCAGUGCAGAAAUGCUCUCCUUGAACGACUGGCAGUGGCAGCCUUUGAAUCUGCAAAAAUCUGAAGCGUUGGGAGAGGACUGGGAAAUGCCACCACGCCACGGGCACAGCACCACUUUGUUCGAAGUAGAUGGCAAAGGAUACUUGGUGGUCCUUGGAGGUGGAACUGGCAACAUCUUGGACAAUUUCGGUGUGCAUGACAUUGGAGACGUCGCAGUGCUAGCCAUCGAAUCCUGGAAAUGGAUUGGUCACUACCGCCUCUCCGGAGAUAUUAUCCCUGGGCGGCAUCACACAGCUUGCCGUGGCAUAGGGAACCAGUUGCUGGUCAUGGGUGGUGGACGACGACCAAGCGACAAGGUUUGUGUGAUGGAUGCGGAAGCUUGUAUUCAUCGUGCAGUCAUGGGAGAUGCUUUGGGUGAAGUGGAACUUCGAGAAGUGCCAUGCAGUAGCGCGAGGUCGCCCGAGGAGGGCAGGGCACAAUGCUCCCUGCCCACAGGGCGCAAGAUGCAUGGCGCGGCCAGUUUGGCACCUUUCGCGCCCCUCUUUGUCAUCUAUGGUGGGUGGAAAACAGGCCCUCAUUUUAGCGAUCUCUGGACCUUUGCCAUUGGCGCAGAUGCGUCUGACCUCGAGGACUUCCAAGCUCUUGAACGACAAAGUGAACAAGAGGCUGAUGAUGAUGCGAUGCCUGAUUCCCCCUUCGUUGGCGUGCGCAUGAUGGGCCCUGAUGGUCAAGUGCGGAUGAUGCGUAUACCGAGCGAGUUGCUGCACCAGAGCUGCAAAGAGACAUGCACAGAGUUUCUUGUCAUGCCCGUGCCAUUGAGGGCCAUCAGUUAG
Messenger RNA from Cladocopium goreaui, 1929 nucleotides. Lineage: Eukaryota; Dinophyceae; Suessiales; Symbiodiniaceae. The record is from the annotation of a GenBank genome assembly.